UGGAGCUAUUAUCGAGCUCCGGCGAAAAGCUCCAGCGGCCCCUCUCCCGUCGCAGGUCCAUCCCGAAGGUGGAGGGGCCAAGCAAGGAGCUCAACCCGCCAAGUGGCCUCCAAUUCAACUGUAUCGCGAACCUCCUCCAGAGCUGUUUAUACCAACAAUAUUCGCUGGAGGGAUGCAAUGUCAGAAACAAUGACAUUGCGAGGCAAAGCCAGCGUGUUCGCCGGUGCUGCGCUGCUCCGACUUAUCUUAUUCCUUGCUUUCCCUGGCCUGCCCGAUCUUCUAACUGGUCGCGUCGAGAUAUCCACCCCCGUCACGAGCUUCAAGCGAUUGCAAGAAGGUCUAUUCCUAUAUACGAAUAAUGUCUCGCCAUACGAUGGUGGUGUCUUCCACCAGGCUCCUCUUCUGUUGCCCUUGUUCUCGCUACUCCCCGACGUAAAGAGCUGGUCCAUCUUCACACACCUGCUCUAUAUCGCCGUCGACCUCCUCAGCGCCGAUGCGCUAUAUAAGAUUGCCGAUUCGAGUGUUGCUGGCAACUCGAAGCUAUUUACAUCGCCGCGCCGUGCCAAUAAGUUUGGUAGUGCUGCAAUUGCUGCUGGCUUCUUGUUCAACCCAUAUACCAUUGCGACAUGUAUAGGGCGAUCAACAGGCGUCUUCACCAACUGUGCCAUUCUCCUUGCCAUCGCCAAAGCUAUCCAAGGGUCUCCUUUUAACGCCAUGGUCGCACUCUCUUUCGCAUCUUAUCUGUCCAUGUACCCUAUCCUACUCCUCCCUCCGCUUGUUCUCCUUGCCUAUGAUUGUCAAGUUGAGAAGCGUCGGAUUGCUUGCAUCACUAAGUUCGCAGCUACUAACGUAGCUGUUGUGCUGGGGUGUGUGGUUUCGUUAUUGGGCAUGUCUUUUUUGCUUGCCAACAACUCCUGGGAGUUCCUGGCUCGCACAUAUGGCAUCCAACUGACCUUAUCGGAUCUCACACCUAACGUGGGAUUGUGGUGGUAUUUCUUCAUUGAGAUGUUUGAUUCCUUUAGAGCUUUCUUCCUUGGCGUCUUCUGGCUACAUCUUGCAGCCUAUCCUGCAGCCCUCUCUAUCCGUCUCCGCCCCCAGCCGUUGGCUGUCUUGACCAUUUUACUGGGCAUCUUCUCCAUCUUCAAGCCAUACCCUUCGCUUGCAGAUGCUAGCCUCUUCCUAUCUAUGGUUCCUCUAUUCCGACAUGUUUUCCCCCUCAUGCGGUACGCUUUUGUUACCACUUCUACACUCUUGUACGCAACAUUCCUUGGGCCAGCCUUUUACCACCUCUGGAUCUAUGCAGGAAGCGGCAACGCCAAUUUUUUCUAUGCCAUCACUCUUGUGUGGAGUUUGGGUCAGAGUCUGUUGGUGACAGAUCUCACUUUCGCCGUGUUGCGAGAUGAGUGGGAAAUUGAGCGACCUGAAAUGGUUGGCAAGGAGAUCAGACAGAUAUAAAUCACGACACAAAGAGAUGGGAAAUCACUAAAUGAAAUUGUGUCUAAUAAGACUUGAGGAAAAUUAUGAUGGACAGUUAAACAUCUAGAUCAUGGGAAAG
Fusarium redolens is the source of this 1555-nucleotide messenger RNA. RefSeq names its product GPI transamidase subunit PIG-U. NCBI's taxonomy places the organism in Eukaryota, Fungi, Ascomycota, Sordariomycetes, Hypocreales, Nectriaceae. The coding region runs from base 178 to 1455 and encodes 425 amino acids. The record is from RefSeq and is a predicted model, not a curated record. The transcript has 3 exons. Gene Ontology annotation, cellular component: membrane; GPI-anchor transamidase complex. Gene Ontology annotation, biological process: protein localization to cell surface; attachment of GPI anchor to protein.